AAGUGUUGAACGAUGAUUGCUCACUUCUCCGAGCUGCCGUCUUGAAGCUUGAACACAACUCGAGAACGUCCUUGCGUGAUGACGUAAACACAUCGUCAUUCCCGGCUCGUCUGGAGCAUCCCUGGUGGCUAAGCUAGGUGGUUAAGUGUACCCCUGUUUUAGUUUUGCGGUUUUCACGAGAGAAACGACCAUAAAUAUCAGCUGUCGCAAGUGCAGGAAACACGAAACAGUCUUCUGCGUGUCCGCGUUGGGCCGGUCGCUAUGGCUCUGCAAGGCCCGGAGGAGCUGGGGGAGCCGGUGGAGGAAUCGGAGGACUUGGACGACCAUGACGCUAGUAAUAUCUCGCCAGCCGAGGAGAUACCGCUGCCUGCCGGGCCCGGGGGCGACGACGAGGAUCCCGUGGGGAACACCGUUCUGCUGCCCUGGGACCGCUUCUCGACUUGGCUCCACUGUAUCUGCGUGGUGGGCUUCGACUUGGAGCUGGGACAGGCGGUGGAGGUGAUUUAUCCGCAUCAUUCCAAGCUGUCGGAGAAAGAGAAAACGAGCAUUUGCUACCUCUCCUUCCCAGACUCCAACUCAGGUUGCCUGGGCGAUACCCAGUUUUGCUUCCGCUUUCGUCAAGGCUCCAAUAGGAAGUCGUCGCUGGGCUGCUUCCUGGAAACCAGUGACCGGGAUGCGCCGCCCUGCCUCAAGAGGGAGCAGGGCCAUUAUUACGGCUACGUGUAUUUUCGUCAAGUGCGGGACAAAUCUCUGAAGAGAGGCUAUUUCCAGAAGUCUCUGGUCCUGAUCAGUAAGCUGCCCUAUGUGACCUUCUUCCACUCGCUCCUCAAAAUCAUGGCUCCAGAAUACUUUGAGAAACAGGAACCGUGUCUGGAGGCGGCUUGUAACGAUAUGGACCGCUGGCCAACGCCGCAUCCGGGGAGGAUCCUCACGCUGCCCAUCAUGGGCGUGGUCGUCAAGGUGCGGAUCCCAACCUGCUACGACAAACCGGGAACGUCGCAGCUCGUCCAUUCGGCUAAGAGUGACAGUCUGGUGUCCAUUGUGCUGCCCACUAUCCAUGAAGUGGACCUCUUCAGGUGUUUCUUUCCAGUCUUCUUCCACAUCCAGAUGCUGUGGGAGCUGGUGCUGCUUGGGGAGGCGCUCGUUGUCAUGGCGCCCUCUCCCGCUGAGUCGUCAGACACCGUGCUGGCGCUGGUCAGCUGCGUGUCUCCUCUGCGCUACUGCAGCGACUUCCGGCCGUACUUCACCAUCCACGACAGCGAGUUCAAGGAGUACACCACCAGGACGCAGGCUCCGCCGUCAGUCAUCCUGGGAGUGACCAACCCUUUCUUUGCCAAGACGCUGCAGCACUGGCCUCACAUCAUCCGCAUCGGCGACAUGAAACAAGCAGGUGAGAUGGCCAAACAGAUGAAAGUGAAGAAACUGAAGAAUCUGAAAACUCUCGACUCCAAACCCGGUGUAUAUACAGCAUACAAGCCAUAUCUCAACAAAGAUGAAGAAAUCAUCAAGCAGCUCCAGAAGGGUGUUCAACAGAAGAGGCCCUCGGCGGCCCAGAAUGCAAUUUUACGGCGCUACUUUCUGGAGCUGACGCAGAGCUUCAUCAUCCCUCUGGAGCGCUACGUGGCCAGCCUGAUGCCGCUGCAGAAGUCCAUCAGCCCGUGGAAGAGUCCGCCUCUGCUGCGGCCGUUUGUCCAGCAGGACUUCAUGAAGACGCUGGAGAAGGCCGGCCCGCAGCUCACCUCCAGACUCAAGGGAGACUGGAUCGGACUCUACAAGCAAUUCCUGAAAUCUCCCAACUUUGACGGCUGGUUCCGUAACAGAAGGAAGGAGAUGACACAGAAACUUGAGGCCUUGCACUUGGAGGCGCUCUGUGAGGAGGACCUGCAGCAGCGAGUCCAGAGGCAUUCGGAGGUGGAGACGGUGGAUCUGGUCCUCAAGUUGAAGGACAAACUGAGUCAAGCGGAGAAGGACCAUCUGCCCGUGCGAGCCGGCACGCUGGCCAAACUGCAAGCUCACAUCGACGGCGUCAUCCUAGCCUUGCCUGAAGACCUCCAGGGUAUCCUCCACAAACCCACCACACCCUGAACUUUGAAUCCAAGACAACAACAAAAAAAAAUGGCCCCUAACACAUGAAGAACACUCUGUGUUGUCUCGAUCAUUUCCAAAUGUCCGGAGGGAUUUUUCUCGCCACUUGACAAGGCUUUUCUUUUUUGAAGAUUUGCUUUUAAA
Molecule: messenger RNA, 2229 nt
Organism: Hippocampus zosterae (dwarf seahorse)
Lineage: Eukaryota; Metazoa; Chordata; Actinopteri; Syngnathiformes; Syngnathidae
Gene: dennd6a
Product: DENN/MADD domain containing 6Aa
Exons: 19
Coding region: 262-2085 (607 amino acids)
Cellular component (GO): recycling endosome
Molecular function (GO): guanyl-nucleotide exchange factor activity
Source: RefSeq, a predicted model, not a curated record